GUGGUGGCAGAUUCGCCUUACCAAGCAGUCGGUGGGUUUGCUACAAGAUGAGUGCUGGAAAAGAUGUGGAUCAAAUUGAUACGCCGGAUUCUGUGAAAAAUACUGUUCCAAAUCAUGGAUAUUCUCUUCGUAAGGGCGACUUCGCCCAACGGCCCAUGUCCAUUAAAAAGUUUCUCGAGCCUUUCGACCACAGCAGUUUAACAAAUAAUGAGGCUGGUGAGAAAUAUGCAGCCUAUAAAGCAAGUUUCGCUCGCCAACAGUUGGAAGAGUUUUUCGAAAGGAACAAAUCGUAUGCUUGGUUCCGCGAAAAAUAUCAUCCAGAUUACCUCACAGAAUCAUCGUCCAGCAUGAAGUUGUUCCGAAGACGUUUAGAUAUUUUUAUGGAGUUUUAUAGAAAUGGUUAUUUUGACAAUCUACAUCUAGCCAGUGGUUAUGAAAGUGAAAUUGUCCGGCUGUUAGAUAUGGUUGCGAUUAAACUGGCUGGUGGGACAGAAGAGGACUUUGUUCUUUUGGACAAACUACUCGAAGAUAGAAUUUCUGAAGAUCCCAACGUGAUCAUUGAGCCAUCGACUUUUCAACAUACAGAAAAUGUCAAACCGAACGACAAUAUAGUUCAGUCAUCAGAUAUACGAGAAGGACCAUUUGAUAAGGAGAAAUUUGAUGCGAGCACUAUGAAAAAAAAGCCUAAACCAGAUUAUUGCGAUUCUUCAAAAAUCCAGAAGCGUAAAGAGUUUAGAAUUAAAAGACGUCAAAAUAAUGCAGAUGAAGAGGAGGAAGGCGAAGACAGUAGUUUAAGUGAUGAUGAAAGUAAUGAUAGUGGAACUGAUAGCGUAAACAGUCACAGUAGAGAUUCCAGUUCAAGUAAUAAUAAUAGUACUAGUGGUAGUAGCAGUAGUAGCGAUAGUAGUGACGACGAUAAUGGUAGCAGUAAUAGCAGCAACAGUAGUAGUAGUAGUACUGACGAUGAUGAUGAUGAUAAUAAUAAUAAGGAACACCAAAGGAAAGUUAGCAUAUCUAAAAGCAAUAGCAGUGAUAGCAGUGAUGGUGAGACGGUUGUAAAACACAAGAAGAAGCAUUCUAAACUUGUUAAAAAUAAGAAUGUCCAAGAAAAUUCUGGUCAUAGUGGUGACCGUCAUCGUCGCCGUCAUCACCGUCAUCAUGAUGAUAAUAAUAACAAUCACGAUAAUGUGCACAACAAAGUUAAUCCCAUUUCAACUAACCAUUUAUAUAACAAUGAUCAUAACGACCAACAGAAUAAAAGUGAUUGUUCAAAAGUAGUGCCUGAUGAAAUCAACACGAUGUCUUCUACGAAAUCACCUAAUACGACAGGGUCAAAUCAAUCGAAUGAAGUUUAUGUACUAUCAGGGUUGACAGAUCCACCUUAUGUUGCUGGUGGUGUUGUUAUUAGUGAUGAUACUCAUAAUAAUAAUAUUACUAAUGAUGGCGAAAAAUCUAUGGAUUUCGAUAAUCUAACAAUAGAGAAAUCAGCAGAUCCAAUAAAUAAAGAUGAUUUGAAGGAAUUAAUUGUCACAAAUGAACAAACUCGUCGACCCAUUCAUUAUACAACUUUACUAUUUUUUCCACAUAUUCCAUUCAAUAUAUUCAAACGAGAUUUAAUAUCUGUACUUUCCACUUGUCCACAUUUCUUACGUUUAGCUAUCUUAGAUCCUGUUAUCAUGCCGGAUACAGUGUCAUCAAUAACAGAUGAUCAAAUAUUCGGUAGGGUGAAAAAUCCUAUGCCUAAAAUUUUACUAAAACGUAUGGGAUGGGCAUCAUUUACUUCACAAUAUAUAGACGAUGUUAACAAUAAGUGGAUUAGUAUAGAUUUAAUCGCUAUAAAAAAUAAAUUAAUUGAAUACGCGGUUGAUCGUGAAGCUUCAAGUGAUUUAAUUGAGUGUUUACGUUUAUCGCGACCAAUUUUGGAUCAUUUGAAAGUACCACAUGAAGAACGUGCUCGAAAGACUGGACAUUUAUUCGAUAAGUUAUUAAGUGUAUGUCCAACUCGUAUUCGUUCAAAAGCUUUAGCACGUCGUCAUCUAGUGAUAGCAGCUCGUGUUAUUUAUGAUUUCGACAAGGCUAGAGGUUUGUGGUCAACAACAGAGUAUGAUACUAAUGAUAAUAGAAAGAAUGAUAACAAUGUGUCAGCAGAUAAAGAAAGGGGCAAAGGAGAACAUAUCAACUUGAGACGUCAUGGAGAAGUUUCCUCUAUCGUUGACGAUGGUGAAGAAGAAGGUGAAGAUGGUGGCGGUACUACUACUAGUGAACAAAAGGAGAAAAUUUAUAAAGAGACGUUGACGAUCAAUAAAUUAUCUCUUCAAAAUAACUUAAGCGAAAAUGAUAUCAAUCAUUCAAGUAAUCAAGAUCGGUCAAUGGAUAUAGAUCAAUCUCUUGAAAAUGAAGAAACAAUGGAAGAACAAAACAAUGAUUCAGAUGUGAAAGAAUCAUCUCAUCAGAAAACACAUAAGUCAUCAUCAUUACAAGACAGUAAAAAUUCUAGUGACGUAUCUAUGCUUUCAGAUGAUGAGAAACAAAGUGAUUUUAUUGAUCCUGGUGACGACUUAAUAAAGGCGGCAAAUAUAUUAAAUAGUAUAAAAACAAUAAAUCCUCUUCUGCAGGGUUUAACUGAUUAUCUUGUCGACGAGGGAAAUGCUGAAGAAGAACUUCUUUUACUAGGGGGUAUGCAAUCUAUUUCAUUUCAACCAUCUUCAAUAACAAAAGGAACAUUAAUGAAUAAUUCACAAAUGAUUAAUUUACACUCAUCAUUACAAUUACAACAACUUGAUAUAUCUUCACGAUUCUGUGAAUCAGAUGAUAGUGAAUUAUUAGUUGUAUUGGAUCGUUUAAUUUUAUAUUUAAGAAUAGUACAUUCAGUAGAUUUUUAUGCACCUGCAUUUUAUAUGAAUGAAGAUUUAAUGCCACAUCCAUGUCGUCUUAUACAUAUUCGACCGGGUUUAAAUGAAAUAACCAAAGCUUUAACACAAGUUAAAAGUCCAGAGAAGUUAAUCAAUUCAGAAUCAGUUGAUCAUUUAUUUGCCAGUCAAAUAAAACGUUUAGUACGACUCAUUACUCCGCUCACAGAAAAUGAUUGUAAAGGUUUGGGUUAUAGAAAUGCAGAUGAUGUUGUGGAAGAAUUCAUAAAAUUGAAUACACGUCGGAAAAAACGAAAGGCGUAUGUGUAAAGCUUAUACAAAUAUGUAUUGUUAUUAUUAAUUAUUUACUAUGAAGUAGGUUUUUUAUUAUUUGAUGGGCUGAAUUUUCGGUUGUUAAAAGGAGACAAAGUAUGCUAAUGGGUAGAUGUUAUACAAUGUAGUGCGAUGUGACCGAGUGAUAAAUACUCACGAGAUCAAAUUAUUUGCUUAUUCCUCUUAAUUGGACUGCAUUUAGAAAACAAGAUAACUACCCAAAAGAAUAGGUUUUCUUUCCUAACGAAAUGUUGCGGCUAUUGAACACAAAAAUAAACAUGACAAGAGGUCAUUUAAUAAGUAAACGAUUAGAAGAUAUAGUAAGUAUGGGUCUCCCACUCUCAAUUAGAAUCAAAGUUUAACUAUCAAUCUUAAUUCUUGCCCUACUGUAUCAUCAUUAUGGUCAGUACAUACAUAGUAAAAAUUUGCGACAAAUAACAGAAUAUUCAUUCUGCAGAAUCUAUCGUAAAAAUGAAUUUCCUUUAACAGAUUAAAAUUGGGCUUUCAAAGUUUUCUCAAUAAUUAGCUUUGUUAUCUAGAACAAAAUAUCCAUGAAAACUAAACAGGUAUUAGUUCUGGUAUCAGUUAUACAUAUGUAUUAAAAGCUAGUCACCAAUGAGAACACGCUUAUUCCUUACAAAUGAAAAUUAAGUUAUUCUUCACGAGGUUAUUCUAACUGAUGCCAAUUCAUGACAAAAACAAUUUUCAAGCUACAAAAUUUUUAGUAAACUAUUUAAGUAAUUGAAACUUAUGGUCUGUAAUCAUAGUGGAGCAAUAGCUUAGUGGUUGAGAUGUUUGACUUUCAGCCACUAAGUCGCGGAACCAAACUUUGUCCCGCCUAAUAUAGCUUGAGCCACCCGGUAGUAUCACACCAAGUGUAGCUCGAAGCCAAAUACAGAAAUCUCUACCUCGAAAACGAAUUUUAAAAUCUAUGGUGAUAACUAGUUCUUUUCACCCAGUGUAUGUGUCAAAGUUUUGUAGGUCAGUUACUGUAAUAUUUAUUCAUUUAAUUUUUUAUAUUAUUUAAGCGAUGUGAUAUGGGUUUGCCCAUUGUCAAAUAAGAAGUUCCGAGAUCCAAUCUACGUUAAGAAACAUAUUCUCAAUAAACAUAUGGAAAAGGUUGAAGCUGCCAAGAAAGAUAAUGCCUACUUUUUCAACAACUAUCUUAUGGAUCCUGCCCGACCCCAGUUGCCUCCUGAGCCAAGAUCUCCUAGAAGGCGAUCUCAGUCACCCUCACCAUCUCGUCGAACUGCUAGAGAAUCAAGUCAUCUAGCUAAUGAAACCAGUGAACGAGAACGUUCUAAUUCUUGGGCACAAGGAUCAAAUAACUUCCAGUCACAAAGAUGGCAGCAGUAUGGACGCAAUCGCAAUGAAGGUGGAAAUAUGGGAGGGAAUUAUGGACGGGAUAAUAUACACAGUAACUUACCAUUCUACCCUCGACCAUAUGGUCGGCAACAGUAUUCGAAUUUCCGAAUUCCAUAUGGUGGUAGCAAUCAACGUAGUUAUUAUAAUGGUCCACGAACUGGUGGAUAUAACUUUAAUCGACGUGGCUAUCCAAGACGGUCGUAUGUUGAUUUGGAUGCGCCUUGAAUGAAUGUCUCAUUUUAUUUGUAUGCAUUAGAUAAUGACAAAUUUUGUUGUUUCCAGUCAGCAAUAAUCUCUAUGUAUUUUGUAUAUAAUUCAUAUCAAGGAAAACAGCAACUAAACCCAACACUUAUCUUUUGUACUCAUAACUACACUACUACUAUUCCUCGUAAAAUAAAUAAAAUUGAAAAAAUUGAA
This is a messenger RNA of Schistosoma curassoni, 4964 nucleotides long. The record is from the annotation of a GenBank genome assembly. Lineage: Eukaryota; Metazoa; Platyhelminthes; Trematoda; Strigeidida; Schistosomatidae.